Messenger RNA from Archocentrus centrarchus (flier cichlid), 1869 nucleotides. RefSeq names its product myelin and lymphocyte protein-like. Gene Ontology annotation, biological process: myelination. The record is from RefSeq and is a predicted model, not a curated record. Gene Ontology annotation, molecular function: structural constituent of myelin sheath. NCBI's taxonomy places the organism in Eukaryota, Metazoa, Chordata, Actinopteri, Cichliformes, Cichlidae. The coding region runs from base 44 to 517 and encodes 157 amino acids. The transcript is spliced from 4 exons. Gene Ontology annotation, cellular component: membrane.
CUCUAGGAAAUCGCAUGCGUAUACACAAACACUGUUUUGGACCAUGGCUUCCACCAUCACCGGUGAUGUUUUGCCAUCAGGCGGAAGGAUCUUCACCACCUUUCCUGACAUAUUCUUCAUUCCUGAAUUUGUGUUUGGUGGUUUGGUAUGGAUCCUGGUGGCAUCGACUAAAGUACAAGACCAGAACCCACUGGGCUGGGUCAUGUUUGUGUCGGUCUUCUGCUUCGUAAUGACGACACUCUGGUUCUUCAUCUUCCUGUGUGGAGGCAAUCAGAGCAGCAUCUGGCCAUCCCUGGAUGCAGGUUAUCAUUUUGUGGCAGUGGUUUUCUUCCUCAGUGCAUCAGUGGUUCUGGCCUACAUCACCAUUUGGCUUGGCAAAGCUUAUAAGAAUUUACCAGAUCCUCAAGUCCUCAAAGUGUACCAACUCUACAUUUCUGCAGUGGUGAUGUCCUACGUAGCCACUCUUCUCUAUUUCCUCCAUGCCAUAUUCUCGGCCCUUCGUUGGAAAAGGUCCUAAAACAAGACACCAACUCCACCACAACUAAAGAAAAACAAAUGUAAAGAGAUGGGAAAACAAAUAAAAUCAGAAACCCGUCACUGAUCUAAACUCAAAAUACAUUUUGCUUUUUAAAUAAAAUUCUUUUUACUUUCAUGCCAGUAAGAGUACCUUGCUUUUGAACCAAAGUAUGCAAACUUCAAAUUCAAACACACACACACACACACACACACACACACACACACACACACACACACACACACACACACACACACACACACACACACAGACAGACAGACAGAAGGUGGAUGAGUGUAAAUAACUAAUCAAAUUACUAAUCUAAGCAAGGCACAGGAAUGAUUUACUUACUGAAUGAUUUACUUUCACUGUAACAUUUCAUCAAAUAAGAGCCGUUACAGGCUCAGUUCACCCACAUUAUUCCACACUCAGACACACAAAACACAAAUGCAAAUUUUUAAACCUCUACAUCUGUCAUAAGUUUCUUUAAAUAGAUUUCCGAAGCAGAAGGUAGUCUCAAAGAGAGGUGCUCCCUGCACUUUCUGUUUGUACUGUAAACCAGACCAACAAGGUUAAAUCUAUUUGCAUGUGUAAAUGCCACAGUAGGUAUCUUAUAACAUGAUGCAAUGUAGUAAGUGACAUUUCAAUAAAGUAUUGGGGGUCUUUUUUGAUCUUUAUUAGUGCAGUGAAGAGAGGACAGGAAGGUGGUGGAAGACACAUAGCAAAGGACCUCGGGCUGAAGUCAAACCCAGGCCAGUGCAUUUAACCUUGCAGCAUACAGUCACCUGCUCCACCUGUGAGCUAAACCAGUCCCACAACAUUUAAAAUUUUAAAACACUUUAUGACACACCAGGUGUUUCCACAACUAUAAAGUUGAGCAGUUUGUCACAGUCAGACUUGUAGAUUGUAUUUUAAAAAACAUUUAUCAAAAUGGAAGCAGCAGAAGCAGAGAUACCUUGACUUUAGUUCCUAAAAAAAUAGAAGGCGAGUCCAACUUAAGUAAAUAUAAUGGAUCCUGUAUUUCCCAUGAUGCUACUUGAUGGCCCAAGCUAAGAUAAACCCUGCUGACAUCAGGAUUACCUUAUUAAGCUAAUAUGCUUUUGCUGAGGUGUUUUUUGGAACCUCGUACGGUGUUUAUAAUGAAUACAGUACGAGAUGAUUUUUUUUUAACCUACCUAUCCCAGUGUAUCUCUUUUGUUCUUCUGUUAAAGGUAGUGCCGGAAAUAUGGCUGCAUGACCUUGGACACCUGUCUUCCCUGUUUGUGUUUGUGUUUGUUGAAUGGGUGCUCUGUUAACUGCAAUUUCCUAAUGUGUGAACCUGUUCACCCAUAUGGCAAUAAACCUUCAUUCAUUCA